AUGCCUAUUUCAUGCUUAAGCUGGAUUCCAAAAGGAAUUGCAAGAAGUCAUCCAACAAAGGUAACUAGUGACAUACUUUCGCGGUCCAAUGCAAUCUUGAUUUUACACUAUUAUACACUUAGUGGAAAUGUCGAAACACUUGAAUUGAAUGGAUCAGUACAGGCGGAGGCAGAUAUUGACAAAGAAUUAUCAGAAUACAAUUUACAGGAUUAUGAUCAAGAUGAAGUCUGUGACCUGUAUAAACUUAAUCCCUAUGAAGAUAAUAUAAUAGAUCCUUCUAUAAGCCAAUUUGACACGGAAAGCGAAGGUUCAUCAGAUAUCAUUAUUGGUCCACAUGAUAACUUAGCCGUUGUUGGUGUUACGAAUAAUAACGCCAACGCUCUGGAAAUUUAUCGUAAUCUUGUUGCAGUUGGAACCAAAGCAUCAUUUAUUGAAAUAUGGGAUAUCGACAACAUUAAUUGUUUACAACCUGUUGCUACAUUAGGGAACGCUUCAAAUCUAACGGAUGAUAAUCUACGGAGGAUUAAAAGUCCAUUGAAGAGUCACAAUGAUUCUGUGUUGGAUUUGUCGUGGAACAGAUCUGCUAGGACUAUUCUUGCCAGUGCAUCAGCUGAUCAGGCUGUAAUUCUUUGGGAUAUUACACUUGCUAAAACAUCAAAUAUAUACUCACACCAUUCUGAUAAGGUUGGGUUAUAUGAUGGAUCCGUGUAUGCUUUUGACGUUCGUAACAGAGACUACAUAUUUCGGAUCUGUGCUCAUAACAUGUCUAUUACAGAUCUUGCUCUGAGUUAUCAAACAGAAGGUCUUCUGGUUACGUCUUCUAUAGAUAAGACUGUAAAAGUCUGGGAUAUUACGGGUAAGGUAUACUGUUCUUGCUUUUGCCCCGACAAUGCUUCCAUUAUGUUCGGAGGAGAAAAAAAUUCAGUGUCACUGGUUGACUUGAAUGAAGAAUUUAUUGGAUCGAAGAAAUGUCUUUGCAUGUGCAUGCCAAUGACAUUUGGAAGUGCAUUCGUGUAA
This is a messenger RNA of Trichoplax adhaerens, 1017 nucleotides long. RefSeq lists its product as uncharacterized. The transcript is spliced from 12 exons. The record is from RefSeq and is a predicted model, not a curated record. The coding region runs from base 1 to 1017 and encodes 338 amino acids. Gene Ontology annotation, cellular component: nucleus. Lineage: Eukaryota; Metazoa; Placozoa; Uniplacotomia; Trichoplacea; Trichoplacidae. Gene Ontology annotation, biological process: rRNA processing. Gene Ontology annotation, molecular function: protein binding.